UUAGCGGUAGUUUCUUAGACUACGAAAAAAUGUUACCACAGGGAAUCAGCGCGGCCCGCGAUAAUUUUUUGAAUUUUUUUUUCUUUCCUAAAAAAUUAAAAAAAAUUUUUUUUCUCAAUUUCCCAGCCUAUACCCAGCAAUAUAUCGACUUCAACCCUUUAAUCGAAAAAAAUUUGGCUAAUGGAGGACAAUUUACAAUUUUGGCAUUUCCUUGCAAUCAAUUCUACCUCCAAGAACCUGCUGAAAAUCAUGAAAUAAUGAAUGGUAUUAAAUACGUCCGUCCAGGAAAUGGUUGGAAACCUCACAAAAAUUUACACAUUUAUGGAAAAUUGGAAGUUAAUGGAGCUAAUCAACACCCUCUAUAUGAAUUUCUUAAAGAUUCGUGUCCUCAAACAGUCACACAAAUUGGAAAACGUGAAGAACUUAUGUAUAACCCAAUCAAGGUUAAUGAUGUUACUUGGAAUUUUGAGAAAUUCUUAAUCGACGCUGAAGGACGCCCGCGCUUUCGAUUCCACCCAACAGCAUGGUCACAUGGACAAGUUGUUCAGAAAUUUAUUGAUCAAUUAGCUAAAGAAAAACACGGUGGUUCUCUAAAGCAGGUUGAAGGGGAAAUUCGCAAGCAGUGA
Molecule: messenger RNA, 626 nt
Organism: Meloidogyne enterolobii
Lineage: Eukaryota; Metazoa; Nematoda; Chromadorea; Rhabditida; Meloidogynidae
Source: the annotation of a GenBank genome assembly